AGUGUUGCCCAGGCCGGGCCCAGUGCCGCAGGUUGUCCGGUAGGGUGCCUGUCGAGCUACAAGCAGCAUGCUGUUGAUGUCAGGAGUAGAGAGAGAGGAGGGGAACGUGAGGAAUGGCUGAAAACUGACGGCGAUAUCCUGUUAUAGGAAACAAACCUGAACUAAAGACCUCACCGUCUCCGUAUCAGCCUGUGAGCGUCGUAUUAACAGUCAGGCGCUGCCCGUCGUAGUGUGAGUAGUUGUUUAAUGGGACAACGAAAACGCAAAAAACGCAAGGUAGGCUACUGCUCCUGUCGCCACUAGACCUGCUACUUUAUUUUCAUGGACUAAUACGACACACAGGAGGGUUGUGAAAUGUUUCACAGCAAGGUAAUUCGCUCUUCUUGGAAGAUAAUGUUUGUUUCGCAACAUUAGCCGAACAUUAGCAUUGAUAUUUUUUUCUGUCAGGCGCGUGAAUGAACGUUAAAUUUUGUUACGGAAAAGCGACGGUUAGGCUUCAUCCCUUCAUGCCUCAAACCGACCAACCACAUGAUAAGUCGACGUCCGGAAUAGGUUUAACCACAAAAUACCACUAAACCUCGUUUUUAUCGCUUUCACCUGAACCGAGGAGUGGGAAAAUGCGUGUGGACUUGUUUUGGAUGUGUUUGUGGUGUUUCCUUCGCCCCGCUUCCACCGGUCAGGGGCAGUCGACGGCCGUGUGUUCACCCGCAUGCAGCUGUGAUGAAGAUGGGGGUGCAGACUGCUCCGGCAGAGGGCUGACCACCGUCCCAACCGGGCUCAGUGCUUUAACCUACUACCUGUAAGUAUUAACCAACAUCCACAAUGAAAUACAGCCUCAUAACACGCUUGUUCACUCAUAAAAGCCCCCCUGCUGAGACCUGGGUAUGGGGCAUUGCUGUGUUUACAUCUCAAGUAAAUAUUUGAUAUACAAUUCCAUGGGGCCAACUUCCUACAAAUGGCUCACUCGAGACAAAUGUCCAAAUGAAGAUGUAGAUUCCCCUAUUGAGCGUGUCACAACUUUCCAGUACAGCAGAAAGUCAAACCUAGGGCUCAAACUAAAAACUAUGACUCACAUUCAUUAUGCACUUUAACUUAAUUACUUGAGUCAGAAAUGGGUUUAAAGGACGAUGUCAGUUUUCUUAGAACCAAGAUCAUGUCUUCAAAUGUCAGUUUUGGUUCAUAACACUAAAAUAUUUACUUGAGCAGUUAAAAGUUGUGAAACAAACACGGCAUUUUCACAUUAAGAUUUUUCUCCUUAAAAAAAAAAGUCUUUCAAAUUAAAAGUGAUUAAAUGUUAUCAAGUUGAUUAAAUUCCACUUGAAACAAUAUAACAUCAACGUUGAGUUUCCACUAAUGUUGAAUAGUAAUAUCAGAUUUUAGAAUACAUAAGUACCAAAACUUAAGUCACUUGUAAAAGUGGUCUGCUGUGCACAUGGACAGCUCAUUCAAUCCAUGCGUCUUCAUUUUCAGUGUCUGGUCAAAGAAGACAUUAAAGUGACUUUUGUGGUUUUGGUUCCUUUGCAUUGAUAGGCAAUGUGGACAUGGCAUCAUGGAUAAGAUUGUGAUGGAUGUUCAUGACAUUCAGACUCAUCAGAACUGGAGACGCAUAUAACGUACAUGAAUUUUAUCAAAUAGUAACCUCAACUUAGUCCAUUUAGUUUCACAAUGACCACCUGAGCGUCUCUUUUAAGGAGCCUAGUUAAGUUUCCUUGGUCGAUGCAAUCAAUUGAAUUUCUUGAUUCAAAGAAAUGUACAACCCCUCAACAUUUUGUUUGUAUUUGUAAGCUUAAGUUGUUGUUUAAAUCACAAUACUUACACAAUACUAAGUUGAAAUGUGUGGUUAGGAAGUGGUUUAAGACUAAAAAUUAGGUAAUAAGCAUAAUGCUCAAGUCACGGACGGGUCUGAUUUCAUUGAGGCAUACAAAGGUUAAAGCCAGCAGUGCCAUCUACCAAGAGCUGUCUGUUCAUCACGAAAUAAUAGAAAUUCCAGAUUUCGUUAUAUCAUCACAUUUUCUCUGUGCUACUGCUUGAGUUGAGGGCACCAGGAUAGGUUAGAUCUUUACACUGUAGUUCAGUUACAGUUGAUGAUUGCCCCAUGAAGAAACUCCUUAGUUUGUUUCACAACCACCGGGUUAAUCAUAAACCUAAGUAACCACCUCAACAACAGCAUUGAAAAUGUCAAUUUAUUGUGAGCUUUUAUAAUUACAGUGCACCUUUUAGAGAAGAAAAAAAUAAAUAAUGAGUUAGAGUUUACAGACACUUACUGAAUAACCUGUAUUUCACUCUCACUGUGCUAAAGGUUUAAGUGUGGUGUCUUGUUUGUGGAAAAAUUUGCGCUGUUUUGCCACUCCAUAAAUGUAAGAAAAGAGACUAAGCCUGCUUCCAGGAACCAGUACAGUGCCUCUAGAAAUUCCUAUUGUUAAGAAAGUGUUAGGUAAGGAAAACAGAGGAAGUACAUUCAUAUACUAAGCUGUCAAGACAUGUCACACUCAGUGAAUUGCUCACAGCUGAAACUUCAAGCAUACCUUUUAAACUGUGGGAAAGAUACUCAAAUUCAUUACAGGCAAUCUCUAACCUCAAUCACAACAUGAAGCAAUGUUUUUGCAGAACGAUAUCAUAACCAGCACUGCUGCUCUGUUUUCUUAUGUACUGCAAAAGUGAGGGAAAAAAAUGUUGUUCUCAAGAUUGUACUAUCGUCUUGCCUUGCCACUUGCUCUGCACAUGGUUAUCUAAACGCAGUGUGACAGCUUUUAAACACUAAACUGCCCAAUGUAUUCACUCCAAACUCCUAAAAGUAUGUGAAAGGUUGCUUGUCCCUCUCUCUGUCCUGCUCUCAUUUGUUCCCCUGGUCUCUUGAACUUAAGUUGUCCUCUCCCACUCCCUCCGUCUUUUGUAUGUGGAGCAAUGGGGUUAGGGAUCAUGAUGGAUUAGUGAGACAUAUUGCAGCUGCAAGAGCUCCAUCUUCUCAGGGCUAAUGCACUCACAAUAGACUGCUGAUGUGUAAAAGAAAAAUGUCACAUAUCAGGGUUUUGUCAUUGCAGUAUUUCUACUGCAUUUCUUCAUUUUUUUGCAUUUAUCAAGUGGUGUAAUGACAGAAAAAAAAACAGAAUCUUGCCUUUCAGCACCAACAGGACAGGGUAUUCAUUUGAAGCUACAAAUUAAUCCACAGUGGCAGAAAGAGGAAGUGUUUUGUAAUCAUAACAGUGCCCAAAGGUCAGGGGAAUGUCAUUUCAAUCUAUUGUUUACCCACCUUUAUCUAGCUGCUGUUAAUUUACUUCAGAAAUUACUCAUACUGAUGGAAGGCCAAGCAUUUAACAAUAAAUCAUAUGACAAAGUUGGAGUGGACUCUUACCUACAACCCACAGGGGCUUGAGAUUUGGCAUCUGUAGUGGAAACAGCCCUCUCACAGGAAAAACAGAUGAGAAAAAAGAGAAGGCUCCUCAGCCAAUGACAAAGCAAACACUCCUUCAGAUAGUAUGUAGUUUACCUGCCAGUGAUCUCUGAUAGGUGUUUUUGUAUAGCUUCUUGAAUUUAUGUGCUUACUAACGGACUAAGAAGGGGGUUAUUGAGGCUUACAUCUCAGAUGUGUUAGGUUCUUUCAUAGCGAAAACAAGGUUGAAGCUGAGGGAAGAGGGAGGGGUAGCAUCAGGGGUCUUGCACUCUGCUGGUGGAGCUUGCCGGCUUCACCAUUGGUGCCCUCAAUCCAUUUUUAACUGAAUGAUACUUUUGUUCUUGGUCAGCAGAGGUGAAAGGAGCCAGUCAGUAGUUCUCAGCCCCAAACAGGAUGACUUGUGGAUGGGAGAAUAUUAAUGCCCUCUGGCCCCCUCUCCAAGACCCCAUCCUCCACCUAUGUUAUUCCCAUCCCCCCACCAUUUUCUUUCUGCGAACCAGUGUAGAUUUUUCUGAUUUUUUUCUCUCUGUAAUUCAAAACUAUUAGGAGAUGAGUGUGGUAGAAACAUGAGGUAGUUUGUCAAGUUGAGUUUUCCAUGUUAAGUAGUAUUCGUUUGCCUAGUAUUAUUUUGAUGGAAGGAAAGGACUGUGAUACCUGCUCGGAUCAAUUGAGGUGGGUUUAAAGUAGCUUGGGAGAAUUUGAUGGUUUACAAAUAAUAGUGAAUUUCUUGGAAGUUGAUCUGACACAUGGCAAAUACUUUACUAAAGGGCAUUCUAGCUUGUGAUAGAGUCAUGACCAGAAUCCUUUUGGCACCACCAAGUAGCUGACACUGAUCAUGGGUGAUAAAUAUUUAAAAAGAUUGUACAUACAUUCUCUGACAGAUCAUCUUCCUUGCAAUUAAAAUUGUAUAUAAUUAGUUGUUAGUUGUCUAUGGUCUAAAUCAGGAAUUACAGGCUGACGCAAGACUGUGGGAUUAAGAACUAGCUUACCCUUUUAGUGUUUUCAGUGAUUGACACAUUGAGUGCAUAUCAUCAUAAGUAACAUAUUUAAAGUGUUUCCAGAGACAGUACACACUUCAUCAUGGUUGUUGGCACACAUAUUUAUCAGUACCUAUUAAUUUGACUACUCUGACUAGCAUGCUACUGAUAAUAGAACACUAUUGAUGCACCUCUGAAACUUUUUGUUUGAAACUUGAGUUAAAAAAUUUCAGUGCCAGUAUGUCAGUUAUAGGCACUGGUAAGCUAUACGGACUCUGGCUGUGGUGUAGAAAAUCUAGUAGCCCUUGUUGAAUGGUCUGGAUCUAGAGCUGUCAAUUUUUCUGUAUAAUCCCAUUUGAAUUUCAUUCCAAAUCAAAACAAAAACCAAGAUUUGCUGUGUAUGUCAAGCACAUAGACUGUAUAUAGAAUGGACAGCGUCUGCCUCCUUGCUGGGUGAAGCCACUCAGAGAACAGCACCCUCUGUUGACGGGCUGCUGUACAGGUCAUAAAUCCCACCUCCUCCAGCAAAGCUUAUGGGGCUAAUUAAGAAAUUAAUUACACAGAACAUAAAUUUUUCUUCCCCCUGCUCGUGGUGUUGACAUGUAGUUACAGUAAGACUGGUUUGUGCUCAAGUCCUCUUUUUUCUGUGAAGCUCUGUUUUUACAGCCUAUUGGCGUUCAGGGAUUGCGUAGCUCACCCGGGGAUACGCUGUUUGAGCCGAGCGUCAUCACAGCGGCACUUGGCAACUCUUGGCGACGAAAGCGCACAACGCUACUGCGCAGCGCUGGUUUCAGGAAAUGAAGAAGAAUCCCGGAAAUACCGAAAGCUUUUUGGCUUCAUAUCCAUAUACUGGCGGGAGGCGGAACCAAGUUGUCCAUAGUGUACAGUCUAUGGUCAGGCAUGACUGAGCCCUGGGCUCAAUAGGAAUAUGCAAGCAGAGCAUCGCCCAGUAAAACAAAACUCAUUGAGUCCACUUGCUUGGUUAUUGAGAAACAUGCGAAAUUUGAUACAUUUAUUUGAUGUAUCUAACAGUUUAAAACAGAGAAACAUCCAAUAAAUAUAAUAAGAAUUUUUAAAAAAAUACAAAAAGCAGUUAAAUAAUUUCUUUUUCUAUUAAAAUGAAAACGUGUUGCUGUGAAUGUUGAGUUGGUUGAUUGUGGUGCUACACAACCUAGGAACGUGACUUUAAAAGUUUAGGUUCUGUAAAGGCGAUGUUGUGAAUUUCGUCUUUGUUAGCACUUCAGUGUUGGCUUGCUUGUCAUGCUACUGCUCUGGUUCCAUGUCAAUCAUUCUGCACUCUGAAUAGUCAUGUGUCUAUAAAAACCAUACUGCGUGCCACACGCCCUGUCGGAGCAGCAGUUGAACAUAACCAAUUGAGACUCCAAACAAUCAUUGGGGAUGUUGUAACGUUUACAGACACGCAUAUGCACAUUUGUUUGGAUCGUAAAUUGCUACCUUAUGUGCGGUUAUGUUAUUGCACAUGCUCACGUCAUGUUUUCAGUUGCAGUUGCAUAAAUUGUGCAGUGCUUGUGAGUUGACAUCUUUAAAUGUUGUGCCAACUGACAGUCCAAAACUAAACAUAUUUCAUAAUUGAUCCUAAAACACAAAAAAGGUUAAUAGUGUUUUCAUAUUCAUAACUUAUAUAUUUCUUUGUCAAAAGAGCUCAAAGCUGCUUUUCACCUGCAACCCAAUGAAAAUACUAUCUGACACAUAAAGAGAUGCUUUGCCCCAGUGUCUUUAUAUCCAUUUCUCUUAAACUGUGACAGAAACCUGAAUGCCAAGCUGUGUCAGAUUAUGUCUUUAAGUGACAUGAGAUGGCUCAUGAGAAUUUGUAUUUUUUCUGUUUCCAUAAUCUUCACUACUGCAGGGUUUAUUUAACUACCAAUAACAAGGAAAACAGGGCUUCUGCUGUUUUGUACUGCGUUAGCACUUAAGAUUUGAGAAAUAGAUCAUGCCAUGUCUAUAACUGUCAACUGCAAGUGCUUUUGGUUAAUGCUUUAUGAUGUAUAAAAAAUAACAACACAUGCAGUUCACAUCAUAUGAGUUUUCAACAGAGACUGUCUGUUCCGCAGUGAAUAAUACUGUAACUGUGUCUUUCAUUAAAAGCUUAAUUUGCUGUUACAUUUUGUACAACAAGAUGUGAGCUGCAAGCAUGGUUCUUCCUUCAAGUGUGUGCCAACUUCUUUGUAAUGGUUUUUCAGUGUUUUGAAUUCAGGAUAUUGUCUAGUAUUGUGUUGUAUCUGUCUAACUACUGAUAGUGACAGGGGUUGCAUUCCUCUGUGCACUAUAGGAACAAACAGGUUAAUCACUCACGCAGACUCCUAAGACAACAAACUUGUUUUGCAUGGCUCACUUUAAAUAAACCAGAGGAGAGUUUGCACGGCAGAAUACCAUACUGACAAGCACUGUCUGUAUUUAAGCAGGAUGUUCAUAUAUACUAUAGUUUUUAAAUGCUUGGAUUUCCUUGAUAAUGCUUGAUAAAGAUAUAAAAAAAGGUAUCCAUCAUAUUUAGUCUUGCCUCUUACAGUCAGUUUCGUGUUCCUUAAAAACAAACAACUUGGCAACAGUUGUGUGGCUGGUGUUAAUCAGUUAAUGCGUGGCUAACUUAAGCAGAAAUAUCAGUGGAAUUGUAGUUUCUGGAAGCAUAUCAAUCCUUUAGCUCAUUGACACUUUAAUCACUGUCUGUCUGUCAUCGAUGUCCUCCACAGUAGCCGCGGUGUCUCCAAGAAGCUGUUUGCAGACUGUUUCGUAAUGUAUUAUUAUCAUGCCUGUAGUGUUUUAUUUCAUUCAUGUGCGUGCAUUUCAGAGUAGAAGUUUCAGACAGCGUCCGGAUUUAGACUUCAAUUUUUGUUCAGUUUACACUUUAAGAAUAUGUUUGUGCUCAGGCAUCUUUUCCUUUUCUGUGCAAGUCUGCUACUUUUCUCAGAUUCUGCUCCCCCUCUGCUAAAAUGAAGCCAAAUAACACAUGGGAUAGAAAUUUACUGAUACCUGUUUGUGGAAGCGUUUAGGCUUGUCACCAUUUAUCACAGCUGCAUUUUUAGUGUCUCCUUCAAUCUAUCUUAGCAAGGACAGGACAGGACCUUGAUGAGUAAAGCAGCCAGACUCAGAGGGAGGGAGGAAGUGUGAUAGCAGCAUGCAGGCCUCCCAUACUCCUGCCCUGCAUGUGGUUCAAACCAGUCAACAGUUUGUGCAAGAUUUAGACCAAAUGUGGUUAGGGAUGUAUCCAUCCGACCACAUGUGGAGGCAGCUCUGCAGAACACCACCAGAGAUGUUGUCUGCCUAUGAGAGAAUGAUUGGAAGUAGGUAGAUGUUGAUAGAAGUGUUGUUGUAGCCGCGCAGUCUAUAUGGUAAUUGGAUAACCAGGUAAGGGGAGAUGGGACCCAGGUCGCAAGGAUGAUGAGGGUUCUGUCCGGGCCCGCCUUUUAAGGCUUCUGUGCGUCUGUGUGUUUGUGUGAGUCUCUGUGUGUGUAUUUGGGACUGCAGAGGAAGGGCAAUAUGAUCCAUGUAGGAUUCAGGGGCCCACACACAAGGUCCUACAGAGAUCUGGCAGUGAAAUUCAAGAUGGCCAGUUGGAGAGUGAAAAGGGGGAGAGGGGGGGACAGGGGGUCGAUUCAUUUGUGAAUCCCGGAUGUACGUUUCAUUUGUGAAUCUUGUUUUUGGCAUCCAGUUGGUUGUUCUUACAAGCAUGUAAGUGAAGUCCUUAUCUAGUUCAAGGAUCAGGGCUGUUAAAAUCUAUUCAGUGGACUUCAGAUAUUGUCCCCUCUUUGACUGUGACAGUCCCUUAUUUUUGCACAGUCUGUUGAUUAUCCCUCAGUGUUUUCUAACUGUUUGAAGACUUCCUGCAGUAGGAAUAACCGUAUCAGUUUGUUUAUUUUUUGAUUAGCCCGAUGAAGACGUAAACACAUAUGCUCAUAUUAGCUUUGUUGGGGAAGCAAAUCAAGUCCUGUGUGCAUAUUUUUCAUGCUGCUACAUGCCUAUCUUUACUUGUAGUUGGUUUAAAAAAUGAAGAUCCCCGGGGCUAAAGAGAAGGGCUUUUUCCAAGGCUUUUUUUCUUGAGGUUACACUCGUGCAGACACAGACAAAGCCAUGCAACUGCCAUGAGGGAUGUAUGUUGCAAUUACCCUAUAGUUAGUACAAACUGUUUAAAAUCAGCGUGUACACAUCAUUAUAUUAAUAUCUUGAAAAGUUUAUUUUGGCUGUUUGGUUUAGUUAUUCAAAAAGGCCUGAUUGCAAACUUGAUCUGGAAUUUAAAAAAAAAAAUUAGACCUUUACAAGUGAAACAUUUUUAAGAUUGACUUUGUUGAACCUAAAUGUCUUCAGCAGAUUUUUAUUUUAAGAUAUCACAAAUUAAACAGUCUGCAGCCAGCUCUUUAACUGUAAAGAAUCUCUGAGUUUUUGUUUUUUUUUACUGUUAUUUAGAUUACUAAAAGAUUUUUUUGUUUUCACAGCGACCUAAGCAUGAACAACAUCACUGAGCUCCCAGCCACUGUCUUCAAGAACUUCCCCUAUCUGGAGGAACUGUGAGUACAUGCCCAACUUUUUUUUUUCUUCUCUACUUAAUGAUGUAUUUACUCUCUGCAAUGUUGACAUGAGGGCCAGGCUUCAUGAUAUGCACCUGGGUGUUUGAGUUUGCACUGCAAAACACACAGCAGAGGUGCACACAACAGGCCCUUCUCCUCCACUGAAGAGGAUAAGCUCUGAAUUACAUGAGGUCACAAAUCACUCACCAUUCUUGAAUUGAACUAGGGCAGUUAUAAAAGGUGCAGUAAAGCUAAAUUAAAAAGGUGAGGUGUGACAACAUGCAUUGAAGCAGCAGUCAUGUGACAUCGUGUGAGGAUUUUUGCUUUUAAGGGAUUAUCAGGGUGGCAACAGCACAUCUAUGCUCUGGGGCUUAUGUUGAGUGGCGUACAUCUAAUCUUAGUGGGUGUUUGUUAUUUCUUCACUCUUUAAAUACUCUGCUGUCUGGCUUGGUGCUGCUGGGGAGUCGGAGAUAAAAUCUGUCUACCUUGUAUCAGGUAACAUGCAGCCUUGAGAAAACAAAAUGACCAGUGAGUGAACACACUCCAGCGGUUCCAGCUCCACUUAGCCUCUGGGGUCAUGUUUUUUCGGCUCUUGGGCAUCUUUCAGCCGGCCGCGUCUUCACCCUCUUCUUUUCCAUACACCACUCCAAUCUGCUUUGUCGAAAAAGGCAAUUUACUUUUCAUCGCAUUGUGCAGAGGAAUGCAAGGCAGGGCGGAAGAGGGCAAAACAAUAGUUUCCAUGGCAACAAGGCAAAGAAACCCACCUAGUCUUGCUGUAAAAUCUUAAAUCAAAAUAAUGGAUGGACUGUUUUAGGAGUGUCUGAGUGUCUGUUUUUGACAGAGGGAGCUUUGAUUGACAUUUACCCGUAGUUCAUAUGUGUGUUAGUUUAACCUUUUCUCCGGAGAACAAAUCUGCAGACUUGUCUUAGUGAACUUUGGGGGGUGACUUUUUUUGCUGCGGGGCUGCAGCAGUUUCAGUGAACCAGAGUGUGGGCCCUUAGGGCAAAGACAGCGAGAAAGAGUUGACAGAGAAAAAGAUCAGGGAGAGACGAGCGAACAGGCCAUCCUCAUGCAGGACAGGAGCAGAGACAAGGAAGGAAUAUUCCCUCCUUCGUAGUCACGCAAUCUCCUUUCCUUGCUUUUCUCUCCUGCCAAAGGCACUACAAAGCUCAACAGAGGUGAUGACAGGUCCUUUCUGUCUUCUUUGCAGUAUGUUUAUAUUCCUGAAAAUAAGCUGUGACCGAUUGGCACCCUUUGUAACUACAGUGAGUUUUGGUAAUGACAGCUGGGUCUGUCUGCUGCUGUCUAUAUUUUGCAUUCUGUUGACAGAGUGAUUUUAAAACAUAUAUGAUGUUUAUUGUUAUUGUGUCUUGCUGUUUUGAAAAUUUCUUUUAGAAAUAUAAUUGUCAUGUUAGACUUUAUUUAUGUCAUUUAGCAUCUCGGUAUUUUUUAAGUCAAUCAAAUUGCACCAUUUUCAAUAAAACUUGUUCAUGUCUAAAAUGAACUUUUUUCUGUCCUGCUAUUUUUAAAUUUGUAUGAACCCAGCUGAGUUAUAAAUGCCACCAUACAAAAUCAAUAAAGAUUUAAUCUUUGCCUUGGAAUAAUAGAAUAACCAAAUAGUAAAUCUAACAACAAAAGGUACAAGUAAUUUUGCAGAACAGUUUUGAAUAUGCGCAGAACUAAAGGUCAUAUACAAGCUAUACAACUGCUACCUGUGAAACACGAGAUUUGGGUGCUGCAAGUCACCAUCAGAGUUGUUUGUGAAGCAUAUCUUCAAAGUAGUAUGACUCUAGUUAGCUACAUUCGCUCUCGGUCAGGCAAAUUUUGCUUUUAGUGCACAUGGCUGAUGUAAACACAGACGGACAUAAAACUGAGAUGAGUAGGUCUGCUGUAAGUAUUGUUCCUUUGCCACAGGUGUAUGCAAUCAAGCCUUUACGGUCAGUAUCUAGUAGGGCCCGAUCGAUAUGGAUUUUUUGGGGCCGAUACUGAUUUCUAAGGGGUAAAAAAAAUUGGAUUACCGAUUAAUCUGCCUAUUAUUAAGUUAUAAAAAUAUAUAUAAAUACUGUAGAUAUCUACAGUAUACUUUAGGCUGCUGUUCUUCACGCCGACAGGAAGACCAACUGAUCAAACUCGGAACAGAAAAGCGUUUUCACCCCCACCCCACCCCCAACCCCAUGAGGUGAGGUAGUUCGUGGAUGAAGAUUGUCAUGAGGUCGCUGUGCCUUCUACAGGAUAAGUCGGAGGGUCUUUUCAAAUCGCGGAACAUUUUCAAAGUGAAACCGAAUCUUAUUCUCUGCUUUUUAUUUCUGAAAAUAUCGGCGAAAAUCUGCGAGUUUUGGCCGAUUACUGAUUGGUUUCAAAUGGGCUAAAAUUGGCCCGAUUUAAUCGGUCAAACCCUAGUAUCUAGUCCCUACGUACUAGGACUGGAUAGGUACAUCCAUACAGAGCUGAAAUUUUUUGUUGUUACUCUCAUAGUGAGCAUACACUAAACUGCAGAGCUUUUUUGACAAACAUACACCAAAACAACAAAAAAUCUUUUGUCUAUCCAUCAAUCAUUUAUUUAUAUUGUUAUUUAGGUUAAAUGCACUUAAGGAAUGAUAGACAAGUUUUCUCCAAGUGUUUGUGAGAACACAUAGUCACAUCUUUACAUUGUCUUCAAUCAGAGAACUAUCAGAGCUAAACAGGCGCUAAAUGAUCUUGCAUUUGACCAUCACAUUUGCAAUGUGCCCGUGUACAUUUUUCACAUUGCAGGAUCCAUGGUGUCAGUCAUAUGACCCCAAGCACAUCAUGCUGUCACCACUUCCUGGUUGUACAUAAUCUACAACAAACAUCUAUUCAACCUCACUUUAGUGGAGUCCCUUACUCUAAAUAGAGCUGACCAUUGUGCAUGCAGAGUCAGUAUCUGUGUGUCUCAUGACUGUUAGACAUGCAUGUGAAGGCUGCUGCUUUUACACAUAUAGGUUUUUCUCUCAAUUAAGAAGACACUAUCCAGGCUUAUGUCAGAAACCAGUGUCUCUUUUUAAUAAUGUCAUUUGUAUUGCAGAAAUGAAGAUACGUACGUGUCAGUUUUUGUGUAGGUAUUAUGUAGCUCUACACUGAACUACUUAUUUCACAUUUCAAUACUGCAGAGCUAAAACUAAAAUCUAAGCAGUAUUUUUAUGAAAAAUUGACCAUAAGUUUUUCUUUUCUGUAACCAAGUCUCUUUUUUUAAGAGAAUAACUACUGAUGUCUGUAAUAUGAUCAUUUUUAAAUGGCAAAUUUGAACUAUGAAUUGAACUCUCCUGCUUAUGAUAGCCACCAUUACCAGCCUGGAUACAAAAAGGUGUGUAUUGUACAUGUGUAAGCAUGUUGUGGGGAACGGGUGCUUGUUUUGGUUUUGCCUCAGUCAUUUCCUAAAUAGAAAAUCAAACUACAUUGUUGGGGUAGAAUUUGAAGCCCAAAGAUUUUUCCCCCCGAGGAAGUAAACAAAUCAUGUUUGUAGCAAUUAACUGUUGUCAAAGUGCACGGAGGGGCUCUUGGUGGAUUUGUUAUUCACAAAGGUAGACCUGUGGGAGUGGUGUUGCUCAAGGAGAGGAUUUAGCCUUUUCUCAAUGAGAUUUAGCACAUUCUUCUGCCCUCCUCAAAGCCUGGGGGGAACAUGUAAUGAAUUGGCCAAAGAAAGGAAGAUGGGGAGAAGCUCUUUUUGUUGUGAUACCUGAAGGAUAUCUGGAUGAUCUGUCAGACCAUGUUAGAAUUGGUUUUAAGCAGCUUAUGACUAUGACUGCAAGUUGUGGGUUGAGUGAGUUUUCAUAGAGAUAAGUCUUAUUGAAUUAGCCUGGUUGGUCACUAUCUGUUGGAAAUCAACAAGAGUGACUCAGCAGCUAGAGACACGAUUCGUGCCAUUUUUAAUUUGUGGGCGUCCGUAUGCGUGUGACAGCUUGUAAUGUAGUCACGGCUGUAAUUGAGGAUUACAGAUCUUGAAAUAAAGUCAUAAGACAUCCUGUUGACAAACUGUGGUUGGGUUGAGCCAUUGAUGAGUUGAUUUAGUGUUGUGAAAAAUGUCAUUCAGCCUUGGAAGUUUCUGGGGGGUUUGUCUCAAAGCCAAGUCAUUCUGCAUUAACAGUCCUCUGGAACAUGUCGCAACUUCUUUUGGUAAUUUGACAGUUUUAAAACUGUGAACAGGGUCUGUGAUUGGCUGAAAUUACUUUUUAGAGUGGGUUCAGAGCAGUUGGUUUUGAUUUCUUAUUUUAAAGUACGAUAGUCUACAGCAUUUAGGAUCAUUAUAAACCCAUUUUAGCCAAAAGGCUUUGAUAAGGGUUUCACCGUAAGACUUUGCUGUAUUGUUGUAGUUCACAUUUAACAAACAGUAACAUGUUUUCUUAUUAGAAGGGCAGGUCUCUGGUACUAGGUGGAUAACAAGCCUUUUGUUGUUGUAACAUUAUAAUGCAAACUAUGAAAGGUACAACUUUUGCUUUCACGGAAGAGGGGGGAAUAUGUUUGUUGGAUUUGGCCCACAGGCCACUAUUUGCAUACCACUGGCACACAGUAUACUUAAGGAACAGGUUAUUCAGUAACCGCGCUCACAGUUAUUUAUACUUGCUCACUUACAGUUCUGAAGAAUGGAAUACCUCUGUAAUUUAGUGGCGUUUAUGAAAUACAAAUUAAGGAGCAGUUUUAAGUCGACGUGAAGGUUGAACACAGUCAGCCUCCAUUCCCAGGCUCACACCCAGCAGCUCUUAUUGCAAGGAACUCUGCAUUGCUUGACUCAAGUUGCAGCGAUAAAUCUGUCGCUAAUCUCUUAGGCCAGAUAGUAUACUCGCGCUGUGUCACAGUCAGCAUGUCCCAUGCUUAUUUACACCCCUAUUUCCUGCACUUCCUGUUCCCAACAGGAAAGGGAGGUGUCCCCUCAGCCUGAAGUAAUCCAUGCAGGGACUGAUGCAGGUCCCUGUUGAUGAAUGUUCUGAGUGUGUUUCAAGGCAAACCUGCUUGUAUUAGCCUCAAACAAAUAGAUAAAUCAGUAUUUCACUCUGCCCUGUACAGUGGUAGUUGUGAGGCUCAGAAAGGGAUCACAGUAGGGGAUAUCUAGGAACUGUUCUAAUCUCUUGUGGGUGUCAGACGAUGUGACAACAGGCCGUGGCACAGACACAUGUCUUUGACACCCCUGGCUCCGUGUUCAGCCACAGUCCUGGAAUCUAAUCUGCUGAGAGACCGGGUGUGAAGAAGUUCUCAACACUGUGCAUUCCUCUAUCAGGAAUGAUAUAUUCCCUAUUGUUCCUGCUGGGUGGAAAAUGUUACCAUUAGCCUCCAAAUAUGAAGGAAGUUUUCAAAAUCUUUGUCCCUGUCUUUUCCUACAGACGACUUGCAGGGAAUGACCUGUCAUUCAUCCACCCCGAAGCCCUGUCUGGACUGUCUCAGCUCAAAGUCCUGUAAGCACGCACCCUGCCUGCCACCACCACCACUGUCAACACACACAAACACACACCCAAGGCUGUGACAGUGUGAAGUUUUCCACACACUGGGAACGAAAUGCCUUUUUACUGCAUACCAAACACCGUUAUAAAAUUGACAAAGUAGACCUGAUGCACUUUCCAUCUCUUCUCAGGCAGUAUUUGUGAGGGGAAAAAAAACGAUGCCAUAAAGUCUGAUGCAAACCUGUUGUAAAAACUUGCAUGGCCAAAAUCACUUCUUCAGCACAGCCUGGAGUGCUUACACAGAUGCAAAUAUGUUGACAGACAUACAGAGUGUGACAUGGUUGAUUCUGCAUUGGGCCAAAAGUUCAAAUCCUGUUGAUGUACUGGUGAGGUGUUGGUUCCAGGACUGAAAAUCAAGUGCUGUUUUUAGACUUUUACUUGUCAGUGCUCUAACUUGUCAAUGCUCGUAAGUAAUCUGACGACAUGUACCUCAGACGAACUCAUCGAAACAGCUUUAGGUCUGUUUUUUACACAUAGACUCCCAUCUGACUAACAUUCACAGUUUUACCUGUCUGACAGAAAGCACACCUCCUGAAAUGAAGCAAAAAAGUGAAUCUCAGACUUCUUUAAAAGUCGCUUUAUGUUUGGAGUGUCCCUGUUAGUUUGGCAGCACUUAGUAGGAGACUUCUCUGUUGUUUGUUUUUGUUUCCAUUGUCAAAAUGCAAGACUGGAAGAUUCAGGAAAAUUUCAUGAAGCCAGUUUGAAAGGGAGUAAAUUGACAAAAACCACACCACAUGGAGGAAACCUUUUGAAAGUUACAUAGAUACAAUUGCAUAUAUCUUAUAUACACUUAUAUAUUUUAUAUAUUUUUUAUUCCUGGUGCAAGAGAAAGUGUUAGUAGAGCUAAAUUUGAAAUAAUCAUGUUACCAUUACAGGAUGCUCCAGAAUAAUCAGCUGAAGACUGUACCGAGUGAGGCCCUGAAAAACCUUCUCUCUCUCCAGUCUCUGUAAGUCUUAUUUGCACACACACAAACACACACAAACACACACACACACACAUACAUAUAUACACAUUAGAAUGCCUAUGCCAGUGUAGGGUAUUUUUUGUUCAAAUAGCCCUUAAGUACUCAUCAAACCUGUUCUUGGUCCAGGAAUCACUUAGUGGUGUUGUACCAGAUAUGGGAUUUAUGUACUUUCAAAAUACUUUUUAAUACGGUAAUUGCCACGUAGGCAUCAGGAUCUACCCGCACCUUUAAAAACAACAUGUUUUUUAGUACGCAAUAAUAUGUUUUGACCCUGUAUGUCACACAUGUCUAUAAAAAAGCUUUCUCUCUUAAAUUCCUGGACGGACAGAGAAGGAGCUGCAGUCAUCAGUGAAGCCGUCAGAGUUAGUGCUGCAGUACAUUUACACAGCCCUCUGUUAGCCAUGAAGAUAACUCAGAAUUUACAGGCAAGAGAAACGUUAACAUAGAGGUCAAAGUUCUCUCAGAGUAUUUGAAUUUUUUCUGUAUGAUUGUAAUGUUGCCAUGUAGGUCUUAGUAUCAUCUUAAAGCACUUCUGUGUAUAAUGUAACAGAGGUGUUAGUGAGGCUGUCGACUGUUCGUCUUGAUUUAAUUAGAAAAUUACAGCCAGUAUGCAGAAAAAUGAACUUAAACAGUUAUUAUUAAACCCAAAUUAAUUUUACAGCAUGUGCAUGUUGACCCUAGGAGUUCAUACAGAAACACGAAAACUCUUCAUGCUGAGGUUUGUAGAACCUGAGCUCCAUGCGGAGGCUCAUCAUCUUGCACUACUGAAAACUAUACUAAACUAUACUAAACGAUAGUACUUUUAAGCUAAGAAUAACCUAAGGGUAUUCUGUCUAUUUAAGAAAGGUCUGAUAUAAUUUAGGUGCAUUUCUAUACAUACCACACAUAUCACUGAUGAUGUUGUGUUGCAGAUUUAGGUCAGUCUUUUUCUGGAGAUUUCUCUUUUCAUAAUGUACCUCUGAUUUUCUGUUUUACCUGUAACUGUCAUUAUUUUCACUAUUUCUUAAGCCACUUCCUUCGGUCUAAGAUCUUUUUUUCAUGGACUGCUGAAUGUCUGUUUCAUUAGACCCUUACAUGUACAUAUCUCUAUUUGUGCCACCUUCCUCCACCACUGUGGCUUUUGAGUUUGACAGGGACUAAUGGAGGAAUGAAUCCAGCUGGAGGGACGUGCUGAAAAUCCAGCUUUCAGCUAUUAUCACCGCUCUGUAUCCCACCCCUUGUCCCUUACUUCCCCUCUUUUUUCCUGCGCUCUUCUUUCUUUUUAGCAGAUGUCUUUUCUCUGUGAGGGUUUUAAGGUCUGUAGCUGAAGUAAUAUGCUUUGGCAGAGCCAGGACUUGGUUUGUAUAAAGCCUUAGAGAGCUAAAUGUCAAUCAAGACUGUUUUUCUUCCAGCCCAGACACUUGAGGAAUUUUGAGGGAGGGCGAGACACUUUGUGAGGGAGGAUAGUCAGAAGAAAUAGUGUGGUGAUGGUGGAAAGAACACUUGUGCAUUCAUGAUAUUGCUCAUCUAAAAAAUACUCCUUUUUACCGUCAAAUGAAUAGCCUCUGUUGAUUACUACAUCAGUUGUAGUGUCUCUACUUUGACAGUCAUCUGGAAGCAUCAAAGAUUAGCUUAUCUAAAUAACUACAUCUGCUCUGUCAUAGGUUUAAUUCUGUGGAUUUACCAAAUGUAUUCACUUGAAUUACAGUCACUAUCAGUCAUGUCAUCCUCAUAAUGUUAACAAGGUUAUUGCAUGUAAAGUCCAUGUGAAGAAGCUUGCUUAAGUGGAAGAUUUCAGGUCUCUCAGUGAUUCUCAGAGCUUAAAAUUAGGUGAGUAAUCAAGAAACGUCAUUGCGCUGGUUUGUAACGAUCAAGCAGACGAUGCUGAUAAACAGUAACAGUGGGAAAAAAAAACACCUUUUAAUCUUUACGAGUCUAAACCCAUGCUUUUGUGAUGAUCAAAGAAUAAGACGAGUCAAGAUGGAGAGCUUCUGCUACGCUAAUAUUCAUGCACAUUAGGAGCAGCAUCUGAUCGAUCCUGAUACUUUUAUUCAGUGCUUAAAAAGGCGAUGAAAUUCUGGUGAUUAGAUAAGAUUAAGCAAAUCUCAGAAAAGUCUGUACGGACUUUAAGACAUGUAUUUGAUGGCAAGAGGAUGGCAUCAUCUCCAGGUAGCACGAUAGUUUAAUUGUGUCACGCCUUUUCUGUGUUUCUGUCUUGGGCAGGCGCCUGGAUGCCAACCACAUAACCACAGUACCAGAUGACAGCUUUGAGGGCCUGCAGCAGCUGCGCCACCUGUGGUUGGAUGAUAACAACCUGACUGAGGUCCCCAUCGCUUCCCUGAGACACCAGGCAAACCUUCAGGCUCUUACGUUGGCGCUCAACCGCAUCUCGUACAUACCAGACAACUCCUUCGCAAACCUCACCAGUCUUGUUGUGCUGUAAGUUAUAUUUAGUGAUUGUUCUAUUUUGGGUUGUGGGUUAAAUUUGCACAGGACUGAUGAAGUACAACUCGAUGUAGAUGAUGUGUUAUUUUAUAUUUUGACCAUUCAGCUUGAUGCACUGGUGUUUUUAGGUUGACAAAAAAAAAACACUGACAAUACGAGUGUUUUUGAGUCAGGUUAUGAAAAUAAAUUUAUUCCUAAAAUCAGUGUUAUUUAGACUAUUAUACAGUAUGGUACUGGGAGAAGGGGGCUUUUGAUGGGUUUCCAUUAAAAAAUACAUAAUUCAUGUCAUAAACAUAUUCAUCAUCCUUCAGGUGAAAUUCCCAAAAGAGGCAGACCGAUUUAGCUUUCAGUCAUUUUGGAAAUACACUAAAUAACUCAGCAGGAAAAACCUGCUGGUGUACUUUUUAAAAAGUUAAUUAACCAGAUGCACUGACUGACUGAGAACAUUCUCGUGUUAACUGAAAUGACCUGAGGGAGUAGCAGAAGAAGUGACUGUCACUGCGUGUUAAAGAGCGGAGGAUAUUUUUCAAGUUGAAAGCAAACACAUGCACAUUUUCUGCAGCGUGUCUGAGUAGUUAAAUGUGCCUGGAGUUUUUGAGCCAUGCUGUGUCGUCAGUGAAUACUUAAUCAUGUUUGUAGAUUUUUCUGGUUACUUUUUUUUCCCGAUAAAACAAUUUCAAAUCUUCUCCUUACUUGUCUGCUUUUGUUUCCAUCCAGUCAGAGAAAUAUGACUGUCCAGCUGUUUCUACCCUUAAAAACAAACUGUAAUUCCUUUUCUUUUCAUUCAUCUACAUUAUUCUGUCACCACAAAUCAAUGCAAAGUACCUCUCCUUGUGCUCUGCUCUGUAUCCUCAGAGCGACUGCAAAUCAAAUCCCAAACACAAACCAUACUGUCGUAUUUUUUUUCCACAGCUCACUCUUAAUAGGUCAACAAGAUAGGUUUCUGCUCAUACCCUGCUUUGCAUUUAAGUACAGGCACUUGGGCAGUGAAACCUUCUAUCGAGGUUGAAAUUCAAACAUUUUGAUACUUUGCAGAAGUUGCUCAACACUAUAUAUUGAUGCAAAACAAGUUUAUCCUGUUACUUUCUGCAUAGUGGAAAUGCUUAAAUGCUCCACAAGGAGACCUUUUACAAAUAUGUGGUGCAUUACGAAUCUGGGGGAUUGUUCCAAACAUAGAUUUUUUUUUUCCCCUGCUCACAUAAACAACCACACAGACUCACACACACAUUGAGUAGUAUUACUGCAGGGUAAGUAUAAACAUAUAAGAAUAAACAGGAAAGAAAGACCUUAAAUCUAUUAGGCAAUGGAAGCCGUCUGCAUAUACACAUACAGCAUAGAAAUCCGAUUCACCAAUCGUACUCUAUUGGUGAAGAAACAUUUGUGGAACCUUUCAGAGGACUGGAAUGAAACCCAUGAUGAAUUUCAAAGAUAAUUUUUUUAUCUGUCAUGGUUUGAGAAUCUCACAGAUGUGUGUUUGUUUCUCCAGGCAUCUCCAUAACAACAGAAUUAAGGGGAUAGGAGACAACUGCUUUGCCGGUCUCACAAACCUGGAGACUCUGUAAGUGAGCAUUCAUACAGUAGUUGACGUAUGUGUGUGUGUGUAUGUGCUUAUCAGUUUGUGUGUGUUUGUGUGUGCUAACAGCUCCCCCACCCUCCUCUGCUCCGGUCCUCCAGACAUCAUUGUGUCAGCUUCCGCCUUUAAUUGCUCUAGGAUAAAUAGAGCAAAGUACACGAUGCUUAUCAAGUCUGCCCUCCCACUGUUCACUUCCUUCUGCCACACAGCCAUGAAAAAGCUUUUGGUGACAGACGUACCUAAUGGUGAAGUCCUCUGCACAAAACGUAGCGCUCAUGAGAUUAAAGACGCCUUUUUAUUUUGUAUUUCCUGCUCCAGAUUCCAGACUUAGUACCUGGUGUUACUCUGGCUGAUCCUGUAUUUUUGUUUAAACCCCAGCACAGUGGAAACUUAGUCACAAGUAGGCCUUUAUUAAAUCUAGAAGAAGCAUGACUGCUUUAUGUCAUGACAGAAUACUGAAGUUCAACUGUUAACAGUGCAGCUGACUCGUGUUCCGUUUUGCAGCUGGUUAAAAAAUCAAAACACUUAAUCGUCUGUAAGGAAAACAUCAUUUAAUCUGCUUAUAAAUUGUUUGUAUUUUUGUUGUGCAGAAAUAUUAAUAAUUCAACGAUGAGUCAAUGAACAGACAGUUAACUACCUUCUGUUUUCUCAUUGUUUAUUUGAUUUAUAAAGGUAAAUUGCCUGACUUUUUUCCUUAAUUUGAAUUUUCAUUAGAGAGGUGAGCAUUAGUUCUAUUGUGUUCCUGUGUAUACUGAAGAUAUUUCAGUGUCAGACAUGUUGACUCAAUAGGCAUUGUAAAGAUAGGCCCAGAAAGUUUUUGCUUAGUCUAAUUUCAACACAAACCAAAUUUCUUCCACAGUAUCAAAAAUAAUCAACAUAUUUAUGAAUGAAAAUCAUGAACUACAGUGUUUUUUUCUGAUUCAUACAGGAUUUGAACAGAUUAGGACUUUUUCAGUAGCCUCAUGCUCCUGUGGAAUAGUGCACGCAGUAUCUGUUACUGUGCUGAUAUAUUUACAUCAAGUAUUUGCUCUGUUACUGCUGUUAAAGACUUAAUUAUUCAGCUUUUUUAGCAUGUAAUUUAAUUUGUUAUAAGGUUUAAAAAACUGCCAGUCAUCCUAGUAAGUAGUUAUACGUGUGUGACUUGUUGCUGACUGAGAAUGCUUAACUGUUUUUUUUUUUAUUACCCAAAGUACCAUUAAUAAGUAUUUUUAAGAGGGCUGGGGUUUCUUUAUACACAGAAUGCAAAAAAGAGUACCAACUUCCUGUUUGUCUCUCUCUGUCUCAUCCUAGAGAUCUUAACUUCAACAACCUGAUGGUGUUUCCCAAAGCAAUUCAGGCCCUGCCCAAACUCAAAGAACUGUGAGUAUAUCUUCACCACUGUGGAGACAGAUUCUGCUCCAGCAUAUUACUCUAUACUUGACACAAUUCAAGGAUCAGUGAACUCAUUAGAGUAAAAAGUAGGCUUGGCAACAGCUUUUUAAUGUGAUUUACACAAGACAGAUAUCUGACAAAGUAGCUCUGGUGUAAAUAGUACAAGAAAUUUUUGCGUGUUUUCUUUAACUUGCGAAGUACAUACUGAGAAAAGUGUCUUUACACUGUCUCUAUGAUCUUUUUUCCUGCAGUGGAUUUCACACCAACGAUAUCGCUUCAAUACCUGAGGGGGCCUUUCAUAACAAUCCCCUGCUGAGAACCAUGUAAGGUCAAACUCCUCUACUGAUUCACUGAGAAACAAAAAUAGCACUAGUAUCUCAAAUUUGUAUGUGCAUAAUGUACUGGUUGUCUUUUCGCAAGUACAUGUCAGUAGGGCUGUAUGCUGGUAGGAGAUAGGAAUAUGAGGCUUCAGUAGAUGAAUGUCCAGAAGAUGGUGCCAUUCUCGCAUAGUAAAUGAUUUUGGUUUGAUCUCUUCCCCUCUGUUCCUGCUGCCCGCCCAGACAUCUCUAUGACAACCCUCUGUCCUUUGUGGGGGCUUCAGCUUUCCAGAAUUUGUCUGACCUGCACUCCCUGUAAGUCCCGCUGUCAAAGAUACAACAACUCUGAAGUUCUUUGCGGGGAUUUGACUUUAAUUACCAUGUGUGUUUUUUAGGAUGUUGCGAGGGGCCAGCAUGAUGCAGGACUUCCCCAUCCUUACGUGGACUAACAACCUUGAGAGCCUGUGAGUGAACAGGGUUUGCAGCAUCUGUCCCUUCUCCUGCUUUUGUGCGUCAAAGUAGUGACUAACUGUGCUUUCUAUUUUUCAGAACCCUGUCAGGAACAAAGAUAUCGUCCAUCCCUGCUGAUCUGUGUGAGGAUCUCAAGCUGCUUCGGACACUGUAAGAGACUUCCUUUCACAUGAAACAGUGAAUAAAUAAAAACAAAAAUACGGUUUAAACUCUGAAAUAAUGUUGAAUCCUGUUAUUGCUGAAAUGUGGCACAGUAGACAAAAUGAUAAAAUGCAUGUGUCAGGUAAAUGUUGAAGCUUUUUGUGUUGUGUUGUCCAUCAGAGACCUGUCUUACAAUGAGAUCAAGGAGCUACCUUCCUUCAUGGGCUGUUCACGACUGCAGGAGAUGUAAGUGAUAAGAAUAAUGUGGCCUGAAGGCUAUUGAUAUACUCUGAUCAGUCAUAGCAAUAUGACCACCUGACUAAUAUCAUGAAGCUCCCUCCCCAUGAGACACAGACUUCACUGAAUCUCUGUGGUUGGGAUUCACACUGUAAAGAGAUCAUGAGUGUCAGGGGUCAUAAUGUCAUGGCUGAUUGGCAUAAAAGAAUAGAUAACUUAUCCAAUAAAGGUGACAGUUUGCUUGAUUUUAAUCUUCUGAAUUUGUUUUUCAAUUUGUAGAAGCUUCCAGCACAACAGAAUUGAACAGAUUGACAGAGACACUUUCCAAGGCCUCUCUGCUCUCCGUCUACUGUAAGUGCAGUCAGUCACACAUAGCGACACGCAGUAUCACUUUAGCAGCUUCGAAAACAAACGCUUGUCGUCUGGGUUGUAAAUUCAUUACGUUGUGAUUCUACACAGAGACCUGAGUAGAAAUGAAAUCCGAGUGAUCCACAGAGAAGCUUUCCUCACCCUCAGUGCACUCACCAACCUGUGAGUAUAACCCACUUUACAUCAUGAUCAACACAGUACAAAAAAAUAAAAACGUUUGUUUGAUUUACUCAUUGUUUUUCUGCUGUUGUUUUCCUUUUGCUUUAGUGACCUGAGUAUGAACUCUCUGACUGCAAUUCCAACCACUGGACUAAGUGCACUCAGUCAGUUAAAACUUUCAGGGAACCCACAAAUGAAAAAUUUGCUGACCGGUAAAAAUCUGCCCAAACUCAGGUGAGGAACAACUGUCAUUGUCUGCUGUCACUUUCAUUUAUAUGCACUGAUAGAUCAUAUUUUCUUGUAAUGAAACUUCGUCGCUUGUAGAUUAGAUUAGAUUAGAUUAGAUUAGAUUAGAUUAGAUUAUAGCAAUGUCUGAUUGUGCAGUGUUUUUGCAUCCGAAAAACUUGUGAAAAUUUGUAAAUGGACUGAAAAAAAGAAAACGAGGGAGUGACUGAAACUGAUUUGACAAACGAAAUAAAGUUGGCAUCCCAAAAAAAAAAAAGAUUUUCUCGCUAACCAGUUUUACAAGAUUACAAGUACGUGGCAAAAUGGCCGAAUUACAGACAUAAUCUCCAACUUUUCUUUCCAUGUGAUGAGGAAAACAGUCCCAUCUGUUUUCUUAGCAGUUGUCAGUUCACUAUGGAAACAUCCAAAUAUUAUUGUUGAAAAACACAAGGGUAUAAUAUUUCAGACAAAUACCUAAUUUAUCCUUUUCUCUCUAUGGGAUUGAGAUUAUGGUCCAUCUGCGUUAUCAAUCUAGGAUUUAAACAGGAUGUUGACAGCUUUCUUAACAAUCAUUUGUUGUUUAUUUGUAGGUCCAUCUCAGUCCCUUAUGCCUACCAGUGCUGCGCGUUUGUCGGCUGCGACUCGAUGACGAGUUCCUCUUCAGAAAGUGACGUAAAGAAAUUUACAGGUAGAUACAACAUUUUAACACAGCGCUUCCUUCUCGACUUCCUUUUAUAAAAAUGGAGAUUGUACAGAUAAAAAUUUUUUAAAAGAAAAAGAAUCUGUUUUUUGUUUCUAUCUCUGAUCUCGUGCUGAUGUAACAACUACACCUGCUAUUCAAACCUGAUUGAUUUAUUUUUUCAGUCCAAUAUGUUGGAGAACUGAGUGUUUUUAUGUUUGUUUAUUGUGUUUUUGUUUUACUUUGUAAAGCACUUUAGUCAACACUUGCUCCUGUUAUAAAUAUUAUUAUUAUUAUUAUUAUUAUUGUUGUUGUUGUUGUUAUUUUUAUUAUUUUAUAUGAAGUAGACAAGGUUUUUAUUGUAUUUUAGUUCCACUGGUGCCCUGAUGAAGAGUACCAAUGGUGUGCUAAGUUUGACUAUAAGAUGUGUUACAUCAAUCCUUUUUGUUUUUAUGGGCAUCAAUUGAAGAAGUCACCAAAAAUCUGUUGUUUACAUGUGCAUUCAUGGUGCAUUUUACUGCUUUCUUGGACAAAACAUCACUGUUUUAUCCUUUUUUUUUAUAGAUAUCUGUAUUCUACAUUUUUUAAAAGUACCUUUAUUAAUUUUUAAUUUUAGGUGGGGAGGAUUUUGAAAGAAUCACAAUGAUUAUGCAUUGCACCCCGUCACCAGGUGAGCGUUGAACAGCUUUCAAAUCUGUCUCACUCUGUUUGUUUUGGUUUUUACUCAUCAUAUCUGAAGAGUUUUUAAAUGAUUCUGAGAAAUAACUUGAAAACUUGAAAAAAUCGUUUCUGCUUCCAGGAGCCUUCAAGCCGUGUGAACAUCUGCUGGGUAACUGGAUGAUCCGUCUGACGGUCUGGUUCAUCUGCCUGGUGUCCCUGAUCUUCAACAGCCUGGUGCUGGUGGUCACCUUCUCUCCCUCUCAUCGAGCUGUUGGCCACUCCCACUCCUUCACUCCACCUCUCUCUCCAGCCAGGCUGCUGAUGGGGCUGCUGGCUCUGGCCAACCUGCUCACAGGCCUGUAUGUCGGCGUGCUGACCAUGCUCGACAUUGCUACCUGGGGCUCUUUUGCAGAGUUCGGUGUGUGGUGGGAGAUGGGACCUGGCUGUAAGAUCACGGGAGCGUUAGCCGUCUUUUCCUCAGAGUGGGCAGUGUUAUUGUUGUCACUGGCUGCAGUGGAGCGCAGCGUGGCCGUACGGACGAUACUCAGGAAGGUCAUGUCACCCAGGAGGAACGGUGGCAGCAGUCGUGGCUGCUGGAGAGGAGACCGGCGCUUCAGUCUGGCUGCAGGACUCCUGGGCCUGCUUGCUGCUGUUGGAGCCUGCCUGGCUGUCCUUACCUCCAGUGACCAGUCCACAUCUCCUCUCUGCCUGCCACUCGCUGGUGGUGAGAGUCCAGCCCUGAGCGCUACCGUUGCUCUCGUUCUGCUCAACGCGUUGGCUUACCUGUUCACUGCAGCUGUAUACACACAACUUUACUGCUACCUUGGCAGGAUGGAGCUGGUAGAUCCAGAGCAGACAGGUGCCCUGCGACAUGUAGCCUGGCUCAUAUUCACCAACUGCAUCUUCUUCUGCCCUGUAGCAGCUUUUUCCUUCGCUCCUCUACUGACUGGUUACACAGCCGGGGGCCCAGAGAUAGCCAAGUCCGUCACUCUCAUUUUCUUCCCGUUGCCUGCGUGCCUGAACCCAGUGCUCUAUGUGUUCUUCAGCCCAACCUUCAGGGAGGACUGGCUGAGGCUACGUGGACGCGGAGGUUUGGGCAGGGAGGUGAAGAGCGGUGCUGAAAGUCACAGAGAUGAUGGCAGUGGAGGGUCAGAGCUCACAGACGGGGGCUCCUCCACUCACCUGGGCUUUGACUGUGGGAUGUACACGCAGCUUUGUGGAGAAACGGUUGUAUGUGAGCAGUGCGAAGCAGCACUGCAUGCCAGGACCUGCUCCUCUCCCUCGUCUUCUUCAGUCUGUAGACAGUUGGUGAAGUCUCACAGCUGUCCCACCCUCCUAGCAGGAGCGGCUUUGUGCCAGCGUACUGAGGGGUUUUGGGCAGACAGCAGCACACCUUCAGCUCAGUCUGAAUAUGCAGACGAAGGAGACUCAUUUGUGUCGGACAGCUCAGACCAGGUUCAGGCCUGCGGUCGAGCCUGCUUCUGUCAGAGCAGAGGACUUCCUCUGGUACACUACUCAUACAACAUACCUCGAGUCAAAGACUAAGGACGCGCCACAGCGCCAUCUGUGAAUCUUCAAGAAAACACUUUUAUAUCAGACAGGGUAAAUGUUCCAAUCACCCUGCUAAAAGACUAUUUAGAGAGCACUUAUGUUUGUAUUUACUGUGUAAACAGAGAUGCAUCCAAUCGUUAAAGGGAACUCAGUAUGCUGUUUGAACUUGGAGAUGAUUUCCAAGUGAUCUUAAUUGAGCACAUCAUGCUACAAACUGGUUCUACCAGGGAUUUUUCAGAGAGAAAUCUUGCCACCAGUGCCUGCCUCUUGCUCUGAAAUGGAUAUCGAAAUGUUGUGAGCCUCAAUAUAUGUAUUGUGAUGUCUCUGUUUUACCUGAUCUCAUAAGCUCUUAAUUUCUAAUUGUUAUAUGUUGUUUAAAUUUUUUAACUUCCCCACAGAAACUGUUGAUUUUAUACUCUGAUCUCUCUUUGUUUUUGUUUUUUUUUUUACAUAAUGUAGCACAUGAAAUUAACAUCCUCGACUGUUCGGUGUGAAUGUAACUUUUAGGUAUAGGAGGGAUACUCUAACAGCAGCGAUAACUUCUUCCCUGUCCGCCUGUGAGUGUUGUGUGAGAAUGGUUUGAGUGAAUGCCGGUCUAUUAUUAUUAUAGACACUUCUUUGCUUUAAGACUAAGAAUGUGAUCAAGUAGCAGAUAUCACUGUUAAAGCAACAGCUACGCUAGGUGGUGGUGAAAGACUUAAUUUAUUGUUUGAGCUGCAGGAUUGGAGACACUUUUAAAUGUAUGACAGUUAGCUUUUUGAAUGAUGGUUAUACAUGAUAACCAAAACAUUUAUACGAAAAACAACAACUCUCUUUGUGUAAUUCCUCUCAAAUAAUGGUACACAUACAAGUUUAGUUCAUUAUUUUUGUUGGUUUGAAGGAUAAUUCCUGUUAUUUUUCAAUCCAGGCCUUAUUUUCUGAUUGUGUCUUUAUUACAGAGUUUGGUUUGAAUCCACUUACAGAGGGAUAUGUCAGUUGUAAUCUUACUAGUGAAGAUAUUUUCUAAAAACUGAGAAUCCAAAAUAUUAAAAUCAGGUACUGGGCUCCAGUAUAACUCAUGAGAAGACUGAUCUCUGCGUUUGUCUCUCGUAGAUUUACAACUUUUCUUUAAACAAAAUUUAGCUUGUGAACACCUGAAUGUAAUCCCACUCUUCCACUUCUUCCAGCAUGACUUGAAUACAGCUGCCAAGACUGUCAGCCAGCUGAGUCAACAAAAAGUAAUCAUGCAUUGCCAAAAAAAAAGCUCCAUUGAAAAGAAGUAGGUGUUUAUUUUUCGAAGUAAAGAACCUAUAGUGUGUAUUUUCAUUUUAAGGAUCAUGUUUUUUAGUGUAUGCUCGCUGAAUAAGGGGUUCCUAUGAAAUAACUGGUCCAAGUUUGACCAGAAUAAACAGCCCUAACUGUGCACAAAUAGAAAAUAAGGCCCAUCCUGAAAAUAAGAGGAAUUUUCCUUCAUCUUCACCUCCUUUGUCUUUCCACCACUGACUGUACGUAACCCAGAUCAUUAUGUUAUUUUGAAAAUACAAUUAUGUGGACGUGCUUUUACCCUGAGAGCUGAGCUGUGUGAGAUAGUGUGUGACGGGGGGGGGAUUGACGCUUGGUGUGAUGGAGCAUGACUAUACACAUUAAGGCGGAUACACCCUUGGAGCAUGUAUCCACAAGCGCACGUCAUGUUGAGUGCUCAGGAAUUUAGCCAGCAUAAGGAAAAGUUUUCUGCCAAUAAGAUGUUAAUAACUCCUUUUUAAUGCAAAAUUCAGAUUUAAUAUUUUAGAUUUUCAAUUUCUGUUGACUGGGUGUGUAAAACUCUUGCACCAACCAAAAUGUCCGUUGAUUGUUUUGAGAUGUCAGUUCUGGUGAAAAUGUUUAAACCUUUUUGUCGGUUUGGUUCUUUUUUUUUUGUAUUUUCAUGUAAAUUAUUUGAAAGAAAAAAGUAAUCAAGAAUGGGAUGCUAACUAAGGAAGCUACCUCCUCUACUGUAGUGGCUGCCAGCAGUGCUUUGUAAAAGAAAUGUCUGUUUUUCUUUACCUGUCAGUCUUUGUUUGCCUUCUGGGCUCUAUGUUGACACGUGUCCUACAUCAUCAUUUUUAGAUACGUACAAAUUGUGGGAGGAAUCUAUGUACUGUAUACUGUGAUUUUUUUUUAACCAAACUAUAAACUAUUAAAAUUUUUGUUUUAUUUUUUAUAGAUACACAUAUUCGGAAUAAUACAGAUUAUAAACUGAAUCUCACUUCAAUGCAAAUUAAAAUUUUAUUUGUAUUAUGUUCAUGUGAGAUCUUUCAAGUUGGUCUAUUGGAAAAAAAAAUAAUUAUGUUAAUUGUCAAUGAAUAAAAUCUUAAGAAAAAAAAAAACUCAACCAUCUUUAAAAA
Molecule: messenger RNA, 27843 nt
Organism: Xyrichtys novacula (pearly razorfish)
Lineage: Eukaryota; Metazoa; Chordata; Actinopteri; Labriformes; Labridae
Source: the annotation of a GenBank genome assembly